Messenger RNA from Cadophora gregata, 1074 nucleotides. It is a transcript of the gene YVH1, whose product is annotated as tyrosine protein phosphatase yvh1. The transcript has 4 exons. The record is from RefSeq and is a predicted model, not a curated record. Gene Ontology annotation, molecular function: protein tyrosine/serine/threonine phosphatase activity. Gene Ontology annotation, biological process: protein dephosphorylation. Gene Ontology annotation, cellular component: nucleus. NCBI's taxonomy places the organism in Eukaryota, Fungi, Ascomycota, Leotiomycetes, Helotiales, Ploettnerulaceae. Bases 1 to 1074 code for a protein of 357 amino acids.
AUGGCGCUCUCACGAGUUCCAGGGGACGAGAACCUGUACGUUGGUGGCAUCUUCACCUUGCGCCGAAAGGCCGCUCUCGAAACCACAGGAAUUACUCACAUAGUCUCGGUUCUGAAAUACGACUUCAAGGACUUCGAGGACUGGGAGAAGUACAAGCAUCUGAGUAUUGAGGUUGAUGAUGUCGACGAUGAGAAUCUGCUUGUAGAAUUUGAGAGGACGGGGAAAUUCAUCGAGGAGGGCUUGAAGAGCGAAAAGGAUGGCAAGAAAGGAGCUGUGUUGGUUCAUUGCGCGAUGGGCAAAUCUCGCUCUGUCACGGUCACAAUCGCGUAUCUCCUUCGCAAAUAUCCACACCACACAGUCAAGUCUGCUCUUGAAUUGAUCCGAGAAUCUAGACCUAUUGCGGAACCCAACGAUGGCUUCAUGGCCCAGCUCCAGCUCUACAAGGAGAUGGGCUGUCCACGUGAUAUCGAAGCGCACCCAAAAUAUCAGAGAUGGCUCUACGAUCAAGAGGUUGGAUUGGCUCUUGCAGCUGGCAUGGCACCAGAACGAGUUCGCUUUAGAGACGAAGAAGAACUCGUCGAGAGCGAAAUUGGGGGGAGAGAGCUUGAGCUACGUUGUAGGAAAUGUCGACGAACACUAGCUACAACUCAAUACCUUGUCAACCAUCUCCCCACGCCGGGCAAAGCCCAAGCAUUGCCAACAGAUGGGCCGAUAUCCUCACUCAACCCGUCUCUACCACCUGCCCCGCUUCACAGUGCGUGUACUCACCACUUCCUGCAUCCUGUAUCCUGGAUGCGGCCUGCCCUUGAGCAGGGUUUGCUCAGCGGCCGCUUGGAGUGUCCGAAUCCGAAAUGCGGAGGUCAACUCGGGCGCUACGCUUGGCAGGGUAUGAGAUGUAGCUGCGGGGUAUGGGUAUGUCCAGCGUUCAGUCUGCAAAAGGGGCGCGUCGACGAAGUCACCAAAAAGAAUGACCAUGGAACCAGUAAGUCUGGGAAUAUGGGAGAUAAGGCCAAGAUAGGGACUGGGCAUGGCAUUAGGCUACCGCCGGGAAUGAAGGGGAAGGAGAAUCUAUAG